This is a messenger RNA of Penicillium nucicola, 1629 nucleotides long. RefSeq lists its product as uncharacterized. Gene Ontology annotation, cellular component: membrane. Gene Ontology annotation, biological process: transmembrane transport; carbohydrate transport. The annotation marks the transcript as partial. Lineage: Eukaryota; Fungi; Ascomycota; Eurotiomycetes; Eurotiales; Aspergillaceae. The transcript has 3 exons. Gene Ontology annotation, molecular function: carbohydrate:proton symporter activity. The record is from RefSeq and is a predicted model, not a curated record.
GACUUUCCCGUUUCUACUUUAACCCUGAGUGCAGACUUAAACAUGGCGAAAUUCAGUAGAGAAAGUCUUGAAUGCAUGGAAGACAUCUCUCCUAUUUCUACCGGUAACAACAAGUCGUAUAUUCCACUGUGGCACUCGCUCAAAAAAUGGCCGAGAAUCGUGGGAUACUGUCUGGCUCUGAGUUCUGCAAUCCUACUUUACGGAUAUGAUCUUGUCAUCGUGGGAACAGUGGCCGCGAUGCCUCAAUUUCAGCUAGUUUUCGGGAAAGAGCUUGACGGCAAAUACAUCAUACCAUCAAUGUGGCUCUCCCUUUGGAACGUCUCAAGUUGCAUCGGCUUGAUGAUUGGCUCUAUUCUCGGUGGUUAUUAUCAAGAUCGCCGUGGUCGUCGCUUGACUCUUGCGAUCGGUAGCUUCCUUUCGGCGAUUGCAAUUGCCAUCUGCUAUAUUUCCGAUCUGCCUGACGGCAUUGAAUCGCGUCGCGGUGUUUUCUUCGCGGGUAAACUUUUUCAAGGGAUAUGCAUUGGUAUUCUUCUCUGUGUCACGCAGACAUACAUGUCGGAAGUGCUUCCUGUUGUUCUCAGAGGGCCUAUCAUUGCGUUUUAUCCGAUUUUCACGCUUCUUGGCCAGCUUAUUGGGUCUAUCGUUGUCUAUACUUCAUUGAAGCACAAGGGCCCUGAAGCAUACCGUAUCUGUUUUGCAUCCCAGUGGCCGUUUUCGGCUGUGCCGCUUGUGUUGGCGAUUAUUUUGCCUGAGAGUCCGACGUGGCUUUUGAGAAAGGGUAGGACUGAGGCUGCUUUGACGGCACAGAGGAAGCUCGACACGGCAAGCAUUGACUCGCAGGCUGUUAUUCACGAGUUGCAGGCAUCUAUCCUGAUAGAGCAGGAAGAGAAGAAGACGCAUCGAUAUAUUGAUUGUUUUCAAGGAGUCAACGCUCGAAGGACGUGGAUUGUCGCUUUUGCAAAUCUGAUACCGCAAAUGUUUGGGCUGCAGCUAUUGGCCAAUGCUUCAUAUUUUAUGCAGGUCGUGGGUAUGAGCUCAACGAAUAGUUUGAUUUUCUUAAUCUUGGGAAUUGGGUUGGGGUUGAUUGCAAAUGUGGUCAGUCUGUGGACUUUGAAUGCCUUUGGCAGACGUUCUCUCAUUUUGGGGACUCUAGGCACUGCUAUGGUGUUGUGGCUAGCGAUGGGGAUUGCGGGAUGCUUUACCGGGACUGUGAUGAUCUGGUACACAUCCAUCACCAUGAUGGUCGUUACGAUGGUCUCCGGUCUGGGAUCAUGGCCCGCAGCUCAUGUUGUCGCAUCUGAGACAUCCUCACUUCAACUCCGAGCCAAAGCCCAAGGUAUUGGAUGGUUUACUUCGGGUGUUGGUACGGCUGUAUUCGCAAUUAUCUUGCCGUAUAUUUAUAAUUCCGAUGAAGGAAAUCUGCGCGCAAAGACUGGAUUCGUUAUGGCUGGUUUCGCUGCGGUCGGAAUCAUUAUUUCAUGGCUGUCUGUUCCAGAGAUGAAAGGUAGGACACCUAUGGAGAUCGAUCGCAUGUUUGCUUUGAGGCUCCCAACUCGCAAAUUCAAGUGUUGGGACAGCGAUGUGACUGUUGCGCAAGAGAUUGAGUCCAAUCGGUCGCCAAAAACCUAA